AAAUUGCCAAAGAAUUAAAAUGGAAAGGAGGAUUUGUUUGUGAAUUUUUGGAAUUAGAAAAUGAGAUUAGAAGUGAAAGAGAUCAAGGUGGUGGUGUACACGGAAAUGCUAUUUUUACAAAGUAUGAUAUUACGUUUAGAGUACUUGAUCAUAAAUAUCAUCCUAUGGAUUGGAAUAAAGAUGGCGAGAAAUUAAAUGAACCUCGAGAGGGAAAGAGAUAUACAUUGGUAGCUGAAGUAAAAACUCCUUUCGGACCACCGAUACUAUGUUAUUGUGUGCAUUUAGAGGUAUUUAGCGGUAUAAUUGGUCGUAUAUCACAAUUUUCUGAUAUACUAUUAGAUUCCACUUCUAAUAUUCAAACUCAUCCAUAUCAAUUAAUUUUUGGAGAUUUGAAUACAUUGGGUCAUUCUAUAGCUCGUCUUUCACCAAAAUUUUGUCGAGAUCGAUAUAGAAUUCUUUCACUUGGUAUAACAGAAUCUGAAUGGUGGGAUAAAAAUUUAUUUGAUUGGCAUUUAAAAGAUGGUGAAAUAAAUUUAAAAUUACAAUCAGGUGGUUUUAAAAUAUUUAAAAGUUUAUUUUCUUUAAAAAAUGAUUGUUGUUUAAAGGAAAAAGAAUUAUCUAUAGUAACGACAUUAUCGGGUUUCCCUAUUGAUGUACUAAAAUCAGCUAGAAAUCCAGGUUUUUAUGAUCCUUGGUCUUGUACCAAUGAUAUAACUAUUCACAAUCCAAAUUAUUUUGGUUUAUUUAAAGCUAAACUUGAUUGGACACUAUUACGUGGUUUUGAUGUUGUUAAUAGAUGGAUUGGCAAUCAUGAUUAUAAUGCAAGCGAUCACAAAUAUUUAAUGGUGGAUAUUAAAUUUGAUGAUUUACAAGAUAUGGUAGAUGGAAAAGAUAAAGAAAUUUGGGAAAAAAGAAGGAUUUAUUGGAAAAACAAAACACAAGAAAAUAAAAAAUCUGGCGGAAUUAAAAAUUGGGUGAAUUUUAUUGGAAUUAUUUCUGUUGGAUUAGUUGGAUUAGGAAUUUUAAGAUUAAUGAAAAAAUAAAAACUUUUUUUAGUUGGUCUGAAAAAAAAAAAAAA
Messenger RNA from Rhizophagus irregularis DAOM 181602=DAOM 197198, 1078 nucleotides. Lineage: Eukaryota; Fungi; Glomeromycota; Glomeromycetes; Glomerales; Glomeraceae. The record is from RefSeq and is a predicted model, not a curated record.